This is a messenger RNA of Achroia grisella, 637 nucleotides long. RefSeq lists its product as uncharacterized. NCBI's taxonomy places the organism in Eukaryota, Metazoa, Arthropoda, Insecta, Lepidoptera, Pyralidae. The coding region runs from base 92 to 637 and encodes 181 amino acids. The transcript is spliced from 4 exons. The record is from RefSeq and is a predicted model, not a curated record.
UGGAAAGCUAUAUGUUUAUACAGAGACAAUUAUUUUAUACCGAUUUGUAAAAAAAUAUGUGUAUCGAGUGUACUUGUAAACACAAGUGAGGAUGGGUGGCCGCGCGGAACCAGCGCUUCCCGUUGACGAUCUGUCUAAAUCUGAGAAGGACGUACUUCGGGAUUACUACAGUGCCAGCAAUUACGUGGUCUCGCCUGGUGGACUGCUGAAAGUUGCUUCUGUUGUGACGGCAGCAGUGGCGACAGCCCUGUUGUUGAACAGCCGGGGCUGCGACGCAGCGCCCGGGCUGGCGGCCAGUGCAGCCAGCGUGGCGCUGGCGGCGGCCGCGCUGUCAGUGCUUCUCUACAGCGGCGCCCUGCUGCGACUGCCGUUGCGAGCGCCUCAACUCUGGCUCUACAUUGAUAUAAUAUUAUCGACUGUGCUCGGCGUGCUGUUACUGGUGUCGGCCAUAAUGAGCUUGACGACGUGCGAGCUGACCCGGCCCGUCGACUACAUGCACGGACCGCUGACCAUCGUGAGUGCCGGCAUGCUGGUGGGCAGCGCAGCAGUCACGUACGGCGCAGUGUCGAGCCGCCAGCACGGGUUGCAGUCCCGGCGCGAGCCGCCGCGGGCUGACGUCCGCGAGCAUGACGCGUGA